AAUGAACCCACCUCCUGGAUUAGGUGAUGAUGAUGAUAAUUAAAUUGGUCCGCCUCCUGGUAUUGAUAUACCUUAGAAGAAGAAGUUUCACGUGAAUAAAAAGUAGAGUCAAUAGUUUUAAUAAACAUCAUUAGAAUCAUUGAAUUUGGAAUUGAAAGUCACAGUAUAGGAUUAGCAAUUUGAUUAAGUAAGUUGAAUGCUUACAAUUAGAUUCCAAUAAGUGAUGAUUAUUUAGAACCAUCAAUGAAUAAUCUUAUAGCAUUUAAUGGUUUUUUAUGUGAUACAUCUGGAGCAGAUUCAUUAGCAAUAUGGGAUAAGGAAAUGAAAUUGAAAAAAGAAUACAAGGGAUUGAUAGAGAAUAUGCCAUAUUAAAUGGUGGCAGUUUAUAAUAAAAUCUAUCUAAUAUUUGGAGAUAUAUUAAUGAUGAUAGAACCCGAAAGUAAUAAGAAGACAAUAUUGAUUGAAUAAGCACUUACAGCAUUUUGUGUAUCAGAUCAUACUAAUCCAAGGUAGUGUCAUAUACAUACCUAGAAUCAUAGGUGUCUCAGAAGGGGAAAUCAUGUUAUGGAGAACAUCCAAUUUUGGAAAACCUAAUCAAAUGGAACCAAAAUAUAACAAAUUUGAACCUAAAACCAAUAAGAUGAUCGAAUUAUAAAAAGUGUUAUCUGAGAAAUUUGAUGAUUGUGAUGAUUUACUUGUCUUACAAAAUGGAUUAGUAUUUGGAAAAUAACAAAAAGUAGGUGAAGUCUUUAUUAUUGAUUUUGAGAAUGAUUAAUUAGAAGAAUUAUAAACUACUUAUGGUUGUGCUGUUACAUGUUGGACAUCUAUUUCAUAUGAUUAAGUAGCUUUUGCUUCAAAUGGCUAAAUUGUAAUUACGAAAUUUGAAUCUAAUAAAUAAGCUAUUGUUUAGAUCAUUCUAAAUUCUUCAAAAGAUGAUAUUCAUCAUGGUUUAUGUUAUACAAAUAAUCAAUUAUUUUCAAUCAGUAAAAAUGCAAUCGUGACUAGUUGGAAUAUAAUUUUAGGAACUAAAAUUAAAACAUUUGAAGUUAAAUUUUGUCCUGGAGUUUAUUCUCUUAUUACAAUGAAUUAAGAAAUAAUAAUUGCAGAACAUAAAGUCAAAAAAGAUUUCAUAUUACUUAAUACUAAUUUAGAGAAAUAAUUCUUUUAUAAAGCAAGAGUAAAAUAAGUCUUACAUUGUUGUUCAAGUCCAAAUUAGUAAUUUUUGGCUGUGGUUUAAAAAUGUGGUUUAUUAUAUGAUGAAGAAGUUAUAUUCCAUUUUGAGAUAGAAAUCUAUCCAUUUGAUAAUAAAUUAGAAUUUUAAAGAAGAAAAGAAUUUGACAAUUUAGAAAUCAAAACUGUCAUGUUUUUAAAUGAUUCUACUAUACAAUGUAUUCUCAAGAUUUCAAAGAGUGUUUAUCCUCUAUUGGUAAAAUGGAAUUUUAUGAAUAAUGAAUAUAAUGAAUCAGAAAUGCUUGUUGAAAAAUACAAAAGUUGUCAAUUAUAUUAAAAUCGAUCUGUAUUCAGUUAUGAUUUUCAUAAUCCUCCUUCCUAAUAGUUUCAUCUGUUUGGUCCAAAGAGAAUUGAUGAUUAAAAUCAAAGUACUGGAAUAAGUGUAUAUGAUGAAAAUAUUAAACGUUUAUUGAAGGUUUAAUUUUAAUAGUAAUUCAAUGCUGAUGUAUUUGGUAUGCCAACUCCAGAUCUAUUGUAUGUUCUCAAUAAUAAAAAUUAAAUAGAAGUUUGGGAUGUAUUGAGUUGUUAAUAAGUUUAAAAAGGUAUAAGUUUAUAUAUAUAAUUAAAUAGCUGAUUGUAGACCUAGCAUUAUUAAAUCGAUAAAGUUUUCAUCAUAGUACUUGUUUUUAAAUGGGUAAUCAGAAUGGAUUAUCAGAGAUUUAAAAUUGGCAUAAAUUUGUAAAACCAAAGGAGACAUGAUCAAUAAGUGUUUAUUUAUAGAUAAGAAAUGUGUGAUCUAUUAGAAAUAGAACUUAUUUGAAUGGGAUUUAGUUAGUAAUCAAUGCAAAUAAAUUCCAUUGUUUAAAGUUUAUGACUUUUGCAUAUUUCAAGGCAAGAUACUAGCUAUUGGUGAAUCAACUAUAAAGUUAAUAUGAAAUAUAA
This is a messenger RNA of Paramecium sonneborni, 2112 nucleotides long. The record is from the annotation of a GenBank genome assembly. NCBI's taxonomy places the organism in Eukaryota, Ciliophora, Oligohymenophorea, Peniculida, Parameciidae.